AUGUUUGCAAUACAAAUCCUCUUGGCCAUCUUCGCGUCGUUUGAUCGCGCCGAAAAAAAGGACAAGGACAACAAGUUUCUGAAUGGCGUGUUCGCCCCGGUACACGAAGAGAACACCGCCGAAGAGUGCGAGGUCGUGGGAACUCUGCCAGAGGUUGUGUGCGGGGAAUUCGUCCGCAACGGCCCGAACCCGAGGUUCAUGCCAAAGGGGGGGUACCACUGGUUCGACGGGCUAGGCAUGGUUCACGGUGUCCGCAUAAAGCCCUCGGGAGCGGCAUUUUACACGAACCGUUUCAUCCGGACCAAGAGGCUGCAGGCAGAAGAGGAGGCCGGCGAAGCUUUGGGCGUGACCAUGGGGGACCUCUCGUCUAAGCUGAGCGUUCCCAAGCUCUUGCUGAGCACCCUCAAGGAGAAGCUGGGGGUCUUGCCGGACUUUAGGGCGUUAAGGGAGACCAACGCCAACACAUCGCUCGAGUUUCACGCAGGCCGGUUGAUGGCCCUGCAAGAAGCGGGGGUGCCGUACGCGCUCCGCGUCAUGUGCGACGGGGUCAUCGAAACUCUCGGACGGACUUCCUUCGAAGGAAAGCUCGAGACACCCUUCACGGCGCAUCCCAAGAAAGACCCUGCCACGGGCAAGCUCUACGGUUUCGGCUACCAGAUGCAAGGCAACCCUUUCUUGACAAUGUACGUUCUGGAUGCGGACGGCAAAAUCGAGCGCCAGUUCCCCGUGGACGUUGGGAGAGCGACGGCCAUGCAUGACUUCGCCAUCAGCGAGAACUACUGCGUUUUCCUGGACGUACCCCUGGUGUUUAAGGGGGAAAACCUCUUGAAGGGGAAGUUCCCUCUCGUUUACGACGACACGCUGGGCGCCAGGAUGGGAGUCCUUAGGCUCGACGCCACCGACGCGUCCGGCAUUCAAUGGUUCGACAUGCCAGAGUGCUUCAUGACGUUCCACGUGGUCAACGCGUGGGAGGAACAGGUGGAGGCCAACGGCACGGCGACCACGGUCCUGAAGGUAGUCACGUGCGAUAUGUUCGAGCUCAGCUUGGACCAGAACGACCUCAACCAGGAGACAACCGUCGGCCAACACGCCCGGCCGUACACGACCACGCUCAACCUAGAGACGAGCAAGGCGACCAGGGCAUGCCUCGUGCCGCAGUCGCAGCCCCCUACGGAAGGCCUGGACUUCCCGCAGAUCCGCAAGUCGUUGGUGGGCAGGAAAAACAGGUACGGGUACUUCAUCGCUUUCGAUGCGGGGGGGCUCGCGGCGGCGUUGGUCAAGAUCGAUCUCCAGGCAACCCCGGAGACGGCAGUGGUCGGCCGCAUUGACCACGGGGAGUGGGUAGGCGGCGAGGGUCUGUUUGUCCCGUCCAACCCCGACGGAGUAGGCGACGAAGACGACGGCUUCUUGGUGACCUUUGUCAGCCCCAAGGAUGGGGGUAACUCAGAGCUCCGCGUGUGGGAUGCCAAGACCAUGAGUCCGGACCCCGUCGCCUCCGUCAAGUUGCCGGCGAGAGUCCCUCUCGGCUUCCACGCUAUCCACAUCACCGAGGCGGACCUGGCCACGCAGACGAAGCGCGACUAAUCCCCUCAGCAAGCUUUUUUUUGGCCUUUGGGUGCAAGCACGAGAGGAGGAAGCACUAUGAUAGUCUUCGGUCGCGUGUUGCUGCUGCCCUCCUUCCCGACGCCAUCACCGAUCCACAAUAUAUGUUGCUUCGUUUUACGCUGCAGCCUGUUUCUCGCGGUCAGACGGUGAUGUACUAUUUAGUCCGGGAGGAAGGGCAACAAGGGCAAUUGUACGUUCAUCGACAUGCAUGUGCGUAUUUCCGUAACACAUUUUCCACCGCACGCGGAGGAGUGCGAAAAAAGACGAAACACCCGUUCGUCGCUUUGGUUGUCCCGUGACGGCUUUGGUUGCCAUGUAAGCCGCACAUCUGGGCGUUGGUUUUCUGAUAUUUUUUGCAAUAGUCUUGCUUUCGCGUUGUGUCGUGUCACGUUCGGGGUUCCUUUCCUUCGAGAGGAGCAAUCUAGUUUUGUUUUUGUUUGCCUCACCGCCAAGGUUGUGAGUGGUACGUACGUAUGUAUGUCGCCGUAAGACAGCCCAACUGUUGGAGUUCACGAUGUCGGAUAGGCGUUCGCACACACGGAAGCACCGGGGUUGUACCCUUUGACAUGGAGGUAAGCAACACCACCACC
Ectocarpus siliculosus is the source of this 2195-nucleotide messenger RNA. Lineage: Eukaryota; Phaeophyceae; Ectocarpales; Ectocarpaceae. The record is from the annotation of a GenBank genome assembly.